Messenger RNA from Jaculus jaculus (lesser Egyptian jerboa), 2032 nucleotides. RefSeq names its product solute carrier family 17 member 5 (gene Slc17a5). Gene Ontology annotation, biological process: transmembrane transport; monoatomic anion transport. The transcript has 11 exons. NCBI's taxonomy places the organism in Eukaryota, Metazoa, Chordata, Mammalia, Rodentia, Dipodidae. The coding region runs from base 105 to 1610 and encodes 501 amino acids. Gene Ontology annotation, molecular function: transmembrane transporter activity. The record is from RefSeq and is a predicted model, not a curated record.
CUUCUCCGCCCCGCCCGCUUGCACGGCCUCGGGCGUAGACUGUGUGAAGCGCCUCUGUGGGUGUGGGCCGGGCCACCCAAACACGCCUGCUCUCCAUAGGCGUCAUGAGGCCCGUGGUGCGGGGUCUGGCGGUGAACGGCGAAGAGGACAGCGUGGACAGCACCCCCCUCCUGCAGCGCGCCCAGCAGCCUGAAGCCGCUCCAGUAUGCUGCUCUGCUCGUUAUAACUUAGCACUUUUGGCUUUUUUUGGUUUUUUCAUUCUCUAUGCAUUGCGUGUGAACCUGAGUGUUGCAUUAAUGGAUAUGGUGGAUUCAAAUGCAACUCUGACAGAUAAUAGCACUUCCCAAGAAUGUGCAGAACAUUCUGCUCCCAUAAAGGUUCUUCACAAUCACACAGGCAGAAGGUACCAGUGGGAUGCAGAAACUCAGGGAUGGAUUCUUGGUUCUUUUUUUUAUGGCUACAUCAUUACCCAGAUUCCUGGAGGAUAUAUUGCCAACAAAGUUGGGGGAAAACUGCUGCUAGGAUUUGGGGUCCUGGGCACUGCUAUCUUCACACUGUUCACCCCCAUUGCUGCAGACUUAGGAGCUAUAGCUCUUAUUGUACUCAGAGCCGUAGAGGGACUAGGAGAGAAAUAUCCCCUCCUCCAGGGUGUUACAUUUCCAGCUAUGCAUGCCAUGUGGUCUUCCUGGGCUCCCCCUCUUGAAAGAAGCAAGCUUCUUAGCAUUUCAUAUGCAGGAGCACAGCUUGGAACAGUAAUUUCACUUCCCCUUUCUGGAAUAAUUUGCUACUAUAUGAAUUGGAAUUAUGUUUUCUACUUUUUUGGAAUAGCAGGAAUAGUUUGGUUUAUCUUCUGGAUGUGGACAGUUAGUGAUACUCCAAAAGCCCACAGGACAAUCUCCCCUACUGAGAAGGAAUACAUUUUUGCAUCAUUACAAAAUCAGCUUUCUUCACAGAAGUCAGUGCCAUGGAUAUCUAUCGUAAAGUCAUUGCCACUUUGGGCUAUUGUAGCUGCACAUUUCUCUUACAACUGGACUUUUUAUACUUUAUUGACAUUACUGCCUACUUACAUGAAAGAAAUCCUAAGAUUCAAUGUUCAAGAGAAUGGGUUUCUGUCUGCACUGCCUUAUUUUGGCUGUUGGUUAUGUAUGAUCCUGGCUGGUCAAGCAGCUGACAAUUUAAGAGAAAAAUGGAACUUUUCAACUAUAAGUGUUCGCAGAAUUUUUACCCUUACAGGAAUGGUUGGACCCGCAGUGUUCUUGGUGGCUGCUGGAUUUAUAGGCUGUAAUUACUCUUUGGCUGUUGCAUUCCUAACCAUAUCAACUACACUGGGAGGCUUUUGCUCUUCAGGAUUUAGCAUCAACCAUCUGGAUAUUGCUCCUUCGUAUGCCAGUAUUCUCCUGGGCAUCACAAAUACAUUUGCUACUGUUCCAGGCAUGGUUGGGCCCAUCAUUGCUAAAAGUCUGACUCCUGAUAACACUAUUAGAGAAUGGCAAAUUGUUUUCUAUAUUGCUGCUGCUAUUAAUGUAUUUGGUGCCAUUUUGUUUAUGCUAUUUGCCAAAGGUGAAGUGCAAAAGUGGGCUCUCACUGAUCACCAUGGACACAGAAGCUGAUGCAAACAAUAAGGAAUCCUGUCUCUAUUGAUUUAUUUUUAUCAUGUAGCCUUAAAGUGCCUUUGAUAUUUUAAUGUAAAUAUUCUGUAUACAAAAUAAAUAGUACCAUAAUAUUGUUUUUAAUUUUUAAGGCUUAUAACCACAAAAUGUAAUAUGAGCUAUUGAAGGCUGUAUUUAAGGAAAUGAGCUGAAGUGCCCUCUCCCCCCAAUACAUUUGCUUAAUGUAGGUAAUGUCUCAGGUUUUGUUAGAUACCUGUUUUUGUCCAAUUCAUAAAAGUCAUUUAUGAACCAGACAUAGUAGUCCUACUUUAAUCCCAGCACUUGGGAAGCAGAAAUAGUAGAAUUAUGAGUUUGAGGCCAGCCUGAAACUACAUAGUGAAUUCCAGGCCAGUCUGGGAUAGAGCAGGACCCUACCUUGAAAA